UCGCCAGCUCUGCCUAAAAGCAAAUGCUGCAAAGUGUCGUAAAACAUUUAAUUUACUUCCCCAUACAGCAGCUAGCGUGUACAAGGUGCAAAAGCGAUGGUGCUCUAAAAACAACAUUUUUCUUACCGAACUUCAAAUUCAUGAAGAUUUUCAUUAGACAACUUGAAAGGUUAAAGCAUGGAGGACAUGGAAGAAGAAAGUUCUGGUCUAAAUGACGACCACAACCAUAACUACUGUGAAAACAGUGCCAGUGGACAAGUCCACAAUCUCAGGACCGGACUGUCAAAUGAACCCCAGACCCUACCAGUUUUUCCGGUUCUGGGCACGCGAGAGGUAGCGACGCAGGAGAAUCACGCAAAUAUUUGUUCCAGUUCCAGCAGUGGUUCAAAGUUCGUGGAUUCAGACUCUAGCAGCGUGAACAGUGACACCAGCGAGACUGACAGCGCAUCGCCAGCUUCAAUCGCAGGGAAACUGACCCUGAACUCCGCCUCAAAGUUUCUAAUGAAUGCAAUGACCGAAGAGGACUAUAGAACCACAUACUGGCCGAACCUGGAGAAAGCCAUUGACCACCUGCUGAUACAAAACCCCAUGGACCACAUCUCCAUUUCAUAUGAGCAGAUAUACAGUUACGUGUACAAGUGUGUUUGUCAACAGCACUCAGAGCUACUGUACAAAGACUUGAUGCUGAAGAUUACUACCCAUCUUCAACAAGUUUCAUCUGAUUUACAAAUUGUUCCACCAGGGAAUUUCAUUGAGUUUUUCAACAUUGCUCUGACUCAGUACACAGAUGCUCUUCAAUGCAUAGUUCCUGUAUUCAUCUACAUGAAUAAGUUCUACAUUGAAACGAAGCUAAACCGACACCUGCGAGAAGAUCUCAUGAAGCUUUUUACUGAUCAUGUUGCAGAAAAACAUGUGAACACGCUGAUACCUCUUCUCCUCGAAGCCCAUUCCAUGCCUUUUCAAGUCAGACCUUCAACAAUGGCCAGUGUCGUGAAAGGCCUGUAUACUCUUCGGCCAGAUUGGGCACAUUUAGCCCCAGCUCUCUUCUCUGGAUUCAUUCCUCAAAUCAACCCGCCGACAGUGGAAUCCCAGCUCUCCGACUAUGCUGCUCAUGACCAGAAACUACAAAUGGAGCUCUCUCUGAAUGGCUUUCCCAGAGGUGACCAGUCUCGCAAGAGAGCCAGCGAGGAGUCUGCAUAGAGUGCUCAGACAGUCAUCGACCUGGCUCAACCCAAAUUCACAAAACACUGAACGAUUAAGAUUCUCUGAUGCUGAGUGCAGUGGGUGAGCAUUAAGCAUGGGCUCGUUUUUGACCCGCAAGAGUCGUAGUGGACACUGCUUUCUUUGCCUCUUUUGAAAAGCACAGUGAAUUCAUAAUGGUGCAUAAUGAUUCUGUCAGCUUUUGGUGAUGAAUCCAUCUUCUUUAUUGUUAAGGUAUUAUGUGGUUUCAUGUCUUUGUUCUUAUUUUCUCCAUUAAAGUGUGCCUUCUGCUCUGCUUUGUUGGGAUAUUCAAGUUGCCAUUAACCAGGUGGAUGGGGCAUGAUUCCCAGUUUGACCACAUACUGUGUCAAUUAUGGGUCGUGUUCAUUAGGAUAUGCCGCGGAAAACAUGAAUUACAGUGGAAAACAAAAGGAGUGUUUCUGAUUUGACAAAUACAGGUGGUUCCUCAUUUUGUCCGUUUUCUUCCACUUUGUGCCUAAUGAACAUGAUCUCUAACCUGGACCUCCCUGAUCUGUUAUUGGUCUGAUUGAUCUGAUUCAGUAACUAUGACAGUCUGCUGCUAUUCCUCAUCUGUUGUUGUGUAGAACACUUGAUUUUUGUCUGUCUGGUCUGUGUAACUAAUAUUGACAGUUGUUUGGAUAGGAACAAAUUGUGUCACUUUGUAUCAGUCAGAUAUGUUAACGUCUGUAAUGAAAGACUAGGGUCUGGGAAGUGGGAACAUUUCCUCUUGAAUUUAAGAAAGUUCUACAGUGGCACACCCAAUUAGGUAUGCAUUUGUUUCUAUUUUGAUGUUUAGGCAACUUUAAGCAAUGGUUUAUCUGGAACUUACAGGAUAAAAUAUGUCCUGUUUAACAAUUUCUUUCUCAAUGGGUAUGAAACAGCAAAAAAGCUUGUUCUGUUAAAUUUGGCAAAUGUGUGAGCAUUAGCAUACAAAAUAGGAGUAUUUUUAAUUUAACUAGGCAAGUCAGUUAAGAACACAUUCUUAUUUGAAUAGGUAAUUGUUUAAAGGACUAUUUUCUACAACAUUUAUAUUUUAUUGCGUUUGUUUUUGAACCAGAUCGUAUUUACCAAGCAUGCCAAAGAUGAUUCACAAUGUUUUUAUUCCCUGCUCUAAACAAUUUCAUUGACACCAUAAUUUCUGGAGUCACAGUCUCCCCAUGUUGCUGCUGUAUCUGCAUUAGGUUACCCAUUGUACCAAGUCACUGAGCCAAUUGAUUAGGAUCAAUUAUUGGAACUGUUGUGAAUUUGGUUACAAUAAUUAUGCCAAAUGAUGUAGGUGGAGUUAAAGUUAUCCCUGUGUUCUCUCCAGUUCCUGAUGAUGUAAACAGAUCCAGUCUCAUUGUGGUGAUGAACAAUUUAUGGUUGUUACUGUCACAGAUUUACCUUUGUUACAUGUGGUUUAUGUUAAAUGGAAGUAUUUGAUACAGCUCUUUGCACUGUUUUAAGUGUAAUGUGAUGCUCAUAUUUGAAGAUGUUGGAGAUGGCACACUCAUUGUCUUAUGUACAGUUUUACUUUCAAUAAACAAAUCUUGAAAAGGAUUUAUAUUA
Molecule: messenger RNA, 2769 nt
Organism: Salvelinus sp. IW2-2015
Lineage: Eukaryota; Metazoa; Chordata; Actinopteri; Salmoniformes; Salmonidae
Product: CDK2-associated and cullin domain-containing protein 1-like
Biological process (GO): positive regulation of protein kinase activity; ubiquitin-dependent protein catabolic process; G1/S transition of mitotic cell cycle
Molecular function (GO): ubiquitin protein ligase binding; protein kinase binding
Source: RefSeq, a predicted model, not a curated record